AUGUCUGCGCCAAAGACCACCCGCUUCCUCUCCAAGUAUGACAGCACCGGCGGUUACAUUCACCGCGCUGAGGGAUUACGCUCGGGAGUGCGUAGAUGCGUAGUUGGUGUUGAAAUCAAGGUCAUUGGCAACGACGGAGGCGAGACCCUCGGGAUUCUCUCUGGCUUCAUCAGCCGCCUUGAUCGCAACGCCCCAGCUACCAAGACCUCUACAGGGACUUCAACGCUAACACCUCCUCUCGCACCUCCUCCCGCACCUCCUCCUACUCAGACCGCCCCUAUGGCUCCUAUCACUAGCAGCACCGGCCGCCAGAGCCAUAUACCGCCUCUUUCUGGUCUCAACCGUCGAAGCAACGCCCAUACUUCGGAGGAACAGUGGUCGUGUUUUUUUUUUUUGCUUCUGAUGCAACAGAAGAGCGAGGAGUAG
Clonostachys byssicola is the source of this 426-nucleotide messenger RNA. Lineage: Eukaryota; Fungi; Ascomycota; Sordariomycetes; Hypocreales; Bionectriaceae. The record is from the annotation of a GenBank genome assembly.